Messenger RNA from Gastrolobium bilobum, 1094 nucleotides. RefSeq lists its product as uncharacterized. NCBI's taxonomy places the organism in Eukaryota, Viridiplantae, Streptophyta, Magnoliopsida, Fabales, Fabaceae. The transcript has 5 exons. Gene Ontology annotation, molecular function: hydrolase activity. The coding region runs from base 85 to 816 and encodes 243 amino acids. The record is from RefSeq and is a predicted model, not a curated record.
UUCUUAUAACAUUAGCCAUGGCUCCUCACAUGUCCUAUAUUGUUCUCCAUCUUCUCUUCUCUGCUUCUCGUUCAGUUCUAUUCCAUGGCUGACUCUGCAUCAUCCCCUUUCAAGAAAAUCCAGAUUCAAAGGGAUGACACUACAUUUGAUGCAUACGUGGUUGGAAAAGAAGAUGCUCCCGGAAUUGUUGUGCUUCAGGAAUGGUGGGGUGUGGAUUUUGAAAUUAAGAACCAUGCCGUGAAGAUUUCUCAGCUUGGUGCUGGGUUUAAAGCUCUUAUCCCAGAUCUGUACAGAGGAAAGGUUGGUCUGGAUGUAGCAGAAGCACAGCAUUUGAUGGAUGGCCUUGAUUGGCAAGGUGCUGUGAAGGAUAUCCGUGCUGCAGUUAACUGGCUUAAAGCGAAUGGUUCAAAGAAGGCUGGUGUAACUGGAUUUUGUAUGGGGGGUGCUCUCUCUAUUGCAAGUGCUGUCUUGGUUCCUGAGGUUGAUGCUGUUGUAGCAUUUUAUGGAGUUCCUUCUUCACAGCUUGCGGACCCUGCCCAAGCCAAGGCUCCUGUUCAGGCUCACUUUGGAGACCAGGAUAAUUUUGUUGGCUUUUCAGAUGUUACUGCUGCCAAGGCAUUGGAGGAGAAGCUGAAGGCAUCUGGAGUUCAACACGAGAUACACAUGUAUCCUGGCAGCACACAUGCAUUCAUGAACAGGUCCACAGAAGGAAUCCAGAGGAGGAAGAACAUGGGAAUGCCUGAUGAAGAUGAAGCUGGAGUUCAGCUGGCUUGGUCUCGCUUUGAGACAUGGAUGAUACGUUUCUUGUCUAAUUAGAUGAUUUCCUACCUGAAUUCUGAUGCCAUAUGCUAUAUCUGUAUUCCAUCUUAGUGAUAAUGUAGCAUCCACUUUACUGGCCCUGCAAACUGGAAGUUCUGGGUAUGCUGUUUGUUACACUUUGGUUGUUUCUUGAUAUUUGAAUGCAUCUAUGAGAACUUUGACAUGGGAAUAAUAUUGAAACGGUUGUGGUGUGGGUUUUCUGUAAUUAUGUAAAUUGUUUUGGCUAGUGGUGCCGUUGUUCUUUGUUCUUGUCAAGUUGUCAUUGACUAUUGUUA